Messenger RNA from Chelmon rostratus (copperband butterflyfish), 5520 nucleotides. RefSeq names its product NACHT and WD repeat domain-containing protein 2. The coding region runs from base 156 to 5309 and encodes 1717 amino acids. NCBI's taxonomy places the organism in Eukaryota, Metazoa, Chordata, Actinopteri, Chaetodontiformes, Chaetodontidae. The record is from RefSeq and is a predicted model, not a curated record. Gene Ontology annotation, molecular function: protein binding. The transcript is spliced from 10 exons.
GGGAAAAGAGGAACAACAGCGCAGAGGAGAAGUAGCAAUUGUGAACUUUUUAUUUGGGUCAUUGAAUGUGUUCAUGCCAAAAGCUUUCUCCUUUUCCUUUUUUCCCUUGUUUUAACAAAAGCUAUUGAUUUGUCACGCGCUGCAGAGGAAACUAAAUGGACCGCUCUGCUUCGAAGUCCACCCGCAGCUCGUCCUGUGUGAAACUCUAUCUGUGCUCCAACCCAGAGGACAGCGUGGUGGAGCGCAGAGCUCUGAGAGAGAGUGUGUUCCCCAGACUUAGAGAGCAGUGUAGACAAACACUGGGACUGGACCUCCUGGUGAUAGACCCAUUUGAGUCCAAUGAUCCCAGUCGUUGGCCUGAUGAAAACAUCCGACAGUGGCUGAUUGAAGAAUGCAGAGAGAGCUCAGCAGGACCCUUUUUGCUGGCUCUGGUAGGACAUCGGUAUGGCACAGCCAGCCUGCCCGCCCAGGUGGAGGUGUCAGAGUACCAGCUGCUGCUGCAGGAGAGCCAGCAGACGGGCGUCAGCACCCACGAGCUGGAGAGAGUGUACCAGAGGGAUGAGAACACCAUCCCUCCCUCCUACUGCCUGAGACCUGCACACAGACACACCUGCUGUCCUCAGCAGGCAGAGCUUAAUGAGGAAGAGGAGAUGAAGGCUAAAGAGGACAAGCUGAUGAAGGUGUUUCAGACCACUGUGAGUCUGUGUGUCCACAACGGUCUCCUGAGCCCAGAGAGAGCCCGGAAAUACUGCAGAUCAGCCCUCGACGCAGAUCUGCGAUUUGCUCUGGAUAGCCAUCCUGAUAAUGACAUCAUGGGACGCUGCCUGGUUUACAUCCACAGGGUCGUCAACGCCGAAGGCGAGAAGAGGCAGAUGAACUCACCGCCUCAGCCAGAGUCAGAGGCUGCUGCCUUUGCUCCAGUCAAACACAACACAACAACACCAACUGAUGGACAAUUAUUCUCAGAGCUUUGUGACAACUUCCUCCCUGGUCUCAUCACUUCCUCCCAGCUUCUAGUCUAUACCACCGCCACAGAGUGUGACCCUCGCCACGGUUACACGACAGCCAGGAGGCGGGGCUAUGCCGAGCGUCUGUGCCAGCAGGUGUACUCUGACCUCUUGGGGUUGAUUGACAGCGUGAAAGUCUCAGAAACCCGCAAAGACUCUCAGCUCUGUGAUGCGUUGGCCAGAGAGCAGGCAGAGCAGGAGGAGCUGUGUGACACCCUGUCCCAACUUUAUGAUGUCAGUCGCCCAGAAGAGGAGAAGGUCAGAGCUUAUGUGAAGCAGAGCGAGCAACAGCGCCCACUAGUUGUGACAGGAGGACCGUGCACGGGGAAAGCAGUUCUGAUGGCACACUGUGCUCGACAGAUAAAGUCUUGGCUCCCAGACUGUGAUCCUGUAGUGAUCACUUAUUUUUGCAAUCAGUCAAUCAACCCUUCCCCAAAGCACCUGUUGUUGAGCCUUUGUUAUCAAAUUGCCGAUAGAUAUCGUAGCAGAUCUUCCUCUGAGCACAAUCCCAGCGACCUGGACCAUUGUAGCUGUAUAACCAACGACAGAGAAAACAAUUCCAACUGUACCUCAACAGCUGCAAGACAAGACAACCAAGACAUGAGUGUCAUGGCAUCCCCAGAUCCUAGAGGGCCUAACAGUGGCAGCAGAAAACCUGACAUCUGUUUGUCUGAGCUUAAAGAACAUCUCUCAUCCCUCUUCUCCCUCAUGCCGUCCACCAAACAGCCUCUAAUUCUAAUCCUCGAUGGCCUUGAUCACAUCGAAAACAACUUUGCGCCUCAAAUUAUAGGGAGCUUCCCAUCCCCCCUUCCUUCCUGCGUCAAACUCAUCCUCACAGUCUCCUCCAGCCGAACACAAGUCCUGCAAGCCAUCAACCCACAAAGUCUGGCGCACUGUGUGUCACAGGGCAGUGGGAAGGAGUCAGGGUACGUGUGUGAGCCGCUGGGAUUGGUGGACAGGAAACAGUGCGCGCAGAUGCUGGCGUCACUGCUGAGCAGUUCAGGGAGGAGGGUGACGUCAGGACAACAGGCGCUGGUGAACCAGGCGUUAACUUCCUGUCGUCUCGCUCUCCACGCUCGUCUCCUGCACCUGCACACCUCGCUCUGGCACUCUGAUUCAGAUGUGACUGAGUCGUCUCUCCCGGAUGGCGUCCAUUCAUCCAUUUCUGUGCUGCUGGAUCACCUCGAGCAGAAACACGGUUCGUCUAUCGUGGGCCGUGCCGUGUCGUACCUCACCCUCUCCAGGACUGGGCUUACUGAGGCCGAGCUCGCUGAUCUGCUGUCCAGUGCAGAUGAGGUGCUGUCUGAGUAUGUCCAGCAGAGUGAGAGGCCUUCCUCCAAUAUGAGGGUCCCGCAGGUCGAUGUGGAGAGACUUCUGCUGGAUUUGAGGAGGUUUCUCAUCAGGAGGACAGUUGCUGGGUCGCAUGUUUUGUCCUGGGUGAGCAGGCAUUUCAAACUGGUGGUGGCUAAGAGGUAUUUAGGCAGUCAUGAGGUGAGGCGGGAGAUUCAUUCAGUGAUGGCGGACUAUUUUAGCGGUCGAUGGGCUUGUGGAAGUGCUAAACCACUUCUUGUAAACCAGAAAUCUGGACCAAACAAAGAUGUCACCCAAAUGGAAGCAUACAUAGACAGGCAGCCUUCCAGCCAGCCAUUUGUCCUCGCCUCUUCUUCCGAAGAGGUUGGCCGAGUGAACUUCAGGAAGGUCCUAGAGUUGCCGCAUCACUUACAUGAAAGUAACAAAUGGGAGGAGCUGGAGCAUGGGCUGUUAAUGUCUUUGGGGUUUCACCAGGCCAUGGCUCGAGCAGGACUCCUGGGAGAUCUGGUAGCCAUGUUGGAGAGUGAGGAGGGGUCAUCCCACUCCCGCUUUUCAAGGGAAAGAGCACUCAUGGCAAGCAUUUUGAAGUCUUGUGCUUGCUUACUGCAGAGCUCUCCCCUGCAGCUGCCCACGGUGAUGGAGACGAGCCUCCUCCCUUAUGUGGAGGUCUUCCCUGCACUCAAGGCUUAUGUUAGAGAGAUCAGACAGGACAGGAGGGAAAGAGGAAGUGGAUUAGGAGUAGUGCUUUGCACUGCUCCCUCAUCUGUUCCCUCCAUCCUGUGCUGGAAGUGUGAUGCCAAAACCAGGCAAGUUUCUGUUACGGAAGCAGCUGGGACAGAGUGUGGGGUUGUAGCAGAGGUGAUGGAUGACGGCACGGCUUGGUUUUGGAAAGGCUCCGGGGGUGAUGUGGUCAAACUAUCGCUGACCUGUGAGCAGAAGGAGCUGCAGUUUGCAGGAGUGAAGAGUAGCUGUGAAUUCAUGCUGCUUUCCACACAAUGCGACAAGCUUUUCUUGUUGGACGUGACAGGCCCAGAAAUGCUCCUGCAGCUUAAAGACCCACUGAAGACAGAGUCUAAACCGGAGUCAAGCCAACGAACCCCGAACAAAGUUGAGGGGUUUGUUGCAUGUCAGAAAAAGUUAUUCAUGUGGUGGAAAGAUGAGAGUUUUGUGAGUGUGUUUGAUGUCUCCAGUGAGACCUUGAAUCAUUUGCAGUGUCAGAGCAGUGUCACCUGUUUGGUUUGCUCCUCUACUGGCUUUUACUUGUACUGUGGGCAGGAGGAUGGCACAGUGUCCAUCUUUGACACCAACACCAGCAGUCUCCUUGGCACGUGCUCAAACUCAAGCCACAAAGCAGUUACAGUGAUAGUCGUCUGUGAGGAUAAGUGGGAAAUGGCAUGUGUUGAGAGGACAGGGAACGUGACACUGUGGGAUGUGGCAGCCAAAACACAACCCCCCAAACUUGUCAAAGAAAGCUUCACUGGAGAUGAAUCUAAUAACAUCCUCAAUACAGAUUACUCAGAUGAAAGCCACACUUUAUUGGUGUGUCAAUCCCACCAGGUUAUACUGUGGGAAACAGUUGAUUGGGAACUGUGGGACCAGUUCUUGGCUCCACAGGGGAGGGCCUUUACUCAUGCUGUGCUGUCCCAGAAUGGCCACCUUUUCCUGGCUUUGUUAGACACCUGUCCCCUCGUCUUGGUGUGGAGGGUCAGCACAGGGGAGUGUGUCCUCUCCUUGGAAACAGAGAAGCAGCCUCGCACACUCCUCAAAAUGGACUCAGAUGUCAUGUGCGUCGCUCAUGACGGCUGCCUGACAGUGUGGGACUCUGAGAUGAUAGAUGCUGCAGGUGCAGCUCCGAGAAUGGGGAGUGGCGUGAAAGAAGUGGUGGUGGAGCAAACAAGGGAGCGGUUCUACACGACUGAUGGGUCAGAGGCGGUGUGGAGAUGGAGAUUAGAAACAGGACUUCCGAUUGGCAACUUUCUGCAUGAUGGUCCUGUGGAAAAACUACGCCUUUCUCCAGAUAACAUCCACCUUGUGACGCUCUCAGCAGAGGAGAUUUACGUUUGGCAGACAGAAACAGGUCAGAACAUCUUACGUUUGAGUGGCAGCAGAGCGACAGACAUCCUCAUCACCCCUAAUAGUAACUUCGGGGUGAGUAUUUCUGAGCGACGACUGUCUCGGGUUUGGAAGCUGACACAUGGCGGUAUUGUGUGCAGUAUACACCUGUAUCUAUCUGACGCCCAGGUGUCGCCUGAAAGCACCUUCCUCAUUGGCCGCCGCCAUGGAGACCUGUUAGCCGCCAGUCUGUGGUCGGGCUCGAUCAGCAAGCGCUUCUCCUGCGUAGCAAACUCAGAGCAUGUUGUGGCUUUCCACACACUUUCAGAGCACCCAGACUUUGUGGUGGUGAUGACCGCCUCAGGGGCAGUGUACACCUGGAAAGUAGCGGAGGAGACGGUGUGCAGGCACUUUCAGCUGCCUUACACAUUUCACUGUCAUCCGCAAGACUUCCAAAUGUCCUCUGAUGGGAGCUACGCCCUGAUGUCCACUGAUAAUGAUGCCAUCAUCCUCUUGGACCUAUCCCGCGUCAGACUGUGCUCAUUCAAGGCUGAGGGUCCCGUUAUUAAAGCUUGUUUGGAUAAAAGUGGAUGCUACGCUGCCUUUUUAUCACGGCCCACCACCCCGGAGAAAAACUGCGUCUGUUCCCUGCAUGCGCGGCCUGUCCUCACGGUUGUGCGACUCACUGACGGUGAAAGAAUCGGAAGUGUGUGUCUGUCUAAGAAUCCGUUGACUUUGGUUGUGUGUGAGCAGCAGUGUGUGUUUGUGGGCUUUGAGGACGGGUCUGUAGGUGUGUAUUCGAUUUCAUAUGUCCAGGUCAAUGGGGAGGAGUCAGUCAGGUGCAGAGAUCAUCUGAAUGGUCAGUUGAGGCAAUGCCCCUUUGACAGAGAACCAGUCAGAUGGAUGCCUCUAGCAACCCCCAACAUCACAUGGCCUUAAGGUUGCUAAGCACUGUUGUUGGACUGUGUUUUUAAACUGCAUGUAUACAGAUGAUAAAUGUGAUAGCACACCAUAGCCGCUUUUCCUCAUAAAGUGGAAACACCACAGGGACCACCGCAGGACUACUUCCUGGAGAAAGUUCCUGUGGUGGAAAUGCGGCUAAAGUGAAUAUUGUUUUGUAUUUGUAUUAUGUGUAUAUAUAGAUCUAUAA